AUGGAUUCAGAAUCAAACAAGAGAAGCAGAGAUGAGUAUGAGGAACAGUCGGGGUACCACAAUGAUGCUCACUUCCCGUCACCCCAGCAAAACUUUGACUAUGAAUCCAAAAGACAACGUAUUGACCCAGCUCAAGAGUUGAUCAACAAUGUAUGCAAAGAUAUUAGAAGAUUGGGUGAAAAUUCAAACGUUGCAACCCAGGUCGACGACGUCAAUUACAUAUCCAAUCCUAUAGUUGCAGAAUUUGAAAAGAUUGACAGUCUUAGGAAUGCAAUAUUGUCUACUAUCUAUGCACUUAUCAUUGAACAACCACACAAGAUCAAUGCACUUAGCAAUUUGGUGUUCAUUUGUAAUGCCAAAAACUUUGUCAUUGCUAAAUACGUGGUGGAAUAUUUGCAUACAAAAAUACAGUUGUUAUUAGAUUCAAUCGGUGGAGAGGUUCAAGAAGAUGCGUUAAGAGAAAAUGCAGGUGUGUAUAACAACAUAAAGAGCAUUUUGAAAUUCUUUGGAGCUAUUUCACCCAUCGUUGAGGACUACUCAGUGGUCAAUGUAUUUAAGCAAAUUUUACAGUUUGCCAUUGACUUGCAAAAUGGCUCAGAAGAGAGAAACGGUAUCGCUCAAGAAAUAUACUACAAUGUGUUGAUUGCGACACCGUAUUUAUUGAACAAUGACAAGGGUGAAGAGUUGCAUGGGUAUUUGAAUGACAUCAUUGAGCUCGCCGAUAAGUUUCCUAUUAUAGAACCCGAGUCUAAUACGUUGAUUCAACCGUUUGAUAGCAAAAUGGAAAAUUUUGAAAUUCCUUACCAGCCAAAGAAAAUGGUGAGUUUGAUCUUACCCUCAUUGAAACAGUUACAAGCAGAUGAUUGGCAACUCAAGCUUUUCCUUGAUUUUGAACCAUUUUUGGAACCUAUUUUAAAGACAAUUUUGGAGGAAAACCCAAUUGCAAAAGAAACUGUAAAACACAAGUUGCCACAAUUAUCGUUGCCUUCAGUGGAAAAGAUGAACAACUAUAAACCACGUAAUGAGGAUAGUAUUGAUCGUAUAUGGCAGCAAAAUUCACGUAUUUUGCUUCAAGUUUAUAAUCAAACUACCGAAUUUGAAACUGUACCCGUUAUUGAUUCUUAUAUCGGCUUAUUUUUCAAGGAUUUAUCGUUUGACAUAUUGACCAACUUGUCAUUUAAUAAAACCGAGGCUUCAAUUCAAUUGUCCAUUUUGGAUUUGUUUUUCAAUAAGGAAUUAUUUGCUCCUAUGGGUACAUCGAUUGACGAAUUGAUUGAAAUCAAUGCCAAAAAUCGUACUGGCGAAAACAAUCCCCCCUUAUCAACAUGGAAAAUCGAAGAUAUCGCCGUCGAAAGUAUAUUGACAAUGAUUUUCCAACUUCCAUAUACAUUGCAUCGAGAAAUUUACUAUUACACUGUUUUAAUAUCCUGUUGUAGGGAAAGUCCCGAAUCGAUGGCUCCUGUAUUUGGUAGAGCCAUUCGUUAUUUCUAUAACAAUUUGCAAACUUUAGAUUUUGAAUUGAAGAUUAGGUUUUUGGAUUGGAUGACUACUCAGAUCUCCAAUUUCGAGUUCAGUUGGAAGUGGGAUGAGUGGAUACAGGAUUCACAACAGUUUGCCAGAUUGAAAUACCACCCUAAAAAGAAUUUUAUCAAGAAUUUGAUUGCUAAAGAGAUAAGGUUAUCAAAUAAGAAGCGAAUCAAAGAAAGUUUCGUUGAUAUAGUCGAUGAUGAAGUGGUUCCCUUCGAAGAAUUUUAUCAAUAUUUGGAUGUAGCUGUUGUUGGCAAUGCUAGAGACUACAUUAUCAACUAUGACUCUGCAUUGUAUGGCGAUUCAGAGGAGAUUAGAGCAAAGAUAACCGAAAUAUAUGAUGCUAAACAAGCAACAUUGGCAGCUAAAAGUAAUGUCAGUUCUCAGGAUGAGAUAUUUUACAACUUUACCAAUCCUGAAUUGCCAUUAAGCAAAGUGGCAUCUCAAGUAUACGAGUUUAUUGUGUCUCAUCAUAAAAGCAACAAGGAAAUGAGUGAAUUGUACAAUUCAGUGCUAGAGCAAAUCCAAGACAGUGGUCAAUCGGAUGAUAUGAUACAAGUUGAUAUUCCUAGCCCAGUCAAGUUUGCCAUCAAUUUAAUUUUCCAAACCUAUGCCUAUAUUGGCUCACGAUCAAUCUAUUCGGAAGUGAGUAUCUUGAGUCGAGAUGUCGAGAAGUUGAAAUUCCUCAGUGGUCAACCUUUAGAAAUCAAGCUGCAAGACCCUGACGACGAAUUUGAAAAAUUGGCAUUAUCCGAUGAAGAUGUGACAAAUAGACAAAACUGGAUAAUUGAUGCCAUUUUCAGGAUAUGGGUCCACCAACCACAAGUAGUAUUUUUGAUUUUGGAAUACUUGAUUGAAUUUGAAGUGGUUAAUCCAAAAUAUCUCAUCAAUAAAGCCUUCAAGACCAAUCUCAUCAUUGGCAAUGUUUCAUGCAUUGAAUCAAUCAAUCGAGUAUUGGAAACGUCAAAUACCGAGGUUUUGAAGCGAUUAAUUUUUGAAGUUUUUGCAAUUGUCGUCAAGAAGCUCAAUGAGUUGGAUUUGGGUAUUGACGAUGUUGUUCAAAUUGAUGAAUUGAAUGAAGAUAAUGCCACCGAAGUUGACAAGCAAUGGCUCUUUUAUGAAUAUUUGGGCUUGUUAAAGUCGUAUUUUAGAAAGUAUAUCAAGAACCAAACUGAAUCAACUGAAGACUUUUUGCAAGAUAUAAAAAACAUUUUCAAUAACUUGGAAAACAUUCCAGCUAGAAUUGAAAUACUCGGUUGGUUUAAGGAGAUGUCAUAG
Molecule: messenger RNA, 2805 nt
Organism: Lodderomyces margitis
Lineage: Eukaryota; Fungi; Ascomycota; Pichiomycetes; Serinales; Debaryomycetaceae
Gene: GCR3
Product: Gcr3p
Exons: 1
Coding region: 1-2805 (934 amino acids)
Biological process (GO): mRNA export from nucleus; nuclear-transcribed mRNA catabolic process, nonsense-mediated decay
Cellular component (GO): nucleus; nuclear cap binding complex
Molecular function (GO): protein binding; RNA cap binding; mRNA binding
Source: RefSeq, a predicted model, not a curated record